Dermacentor albipictus is the source of this 2772-nucleotide messenger RNA. RefSeq names its product solute carrier family 22 member 7-like. Gene Ontology annotation, molecular function: transmembrane transporter activity. The record is from RefSeq and is a predicted model, not a curated record. Gene Ontology annotation, cellular component: membrane. NCBI's taxonomy places the organism in Eukaryota, Metazoa, Arthropoda, Arachnida, Ixodida, Ixodidae. Gene Ontology annotation, biological process: transmembrane transport.
UGCUGGGAGAAAAGUUCGUGCAGCUUGAUCAGUGUCAUGCUGGCGAAAGAGGUGGCGCCUGAACCAGUGAGUCCCAGGUCGGGGAACACUACUCUCCUGGAAGGCUUCGCAAGCGCGGACACGUGAGCCUUGAUCCAGGAGAACGUCUACAUCAUCCUUGGUCACGGGCGGUUCCAGCAGAUAGUCCAGUUCAGCGCAUUCGUCGCCAUCUGUAUGGUGCUGCUGCACACGUUAGACUACUACCUCAUCGGCCGUCCCGUGGACCACUGGUGCCAGCCGCCCGACGACCGGCGUUACCUCGGUGUCCAGGGCUGGAAGAACGUCGCAAUACCCGAGCUGGCCGACGGCAGCUUCAGCAAGUGCACCGUAUACGAGCCCCUCUACCGGCAGAUGACCAGCAAGAGCGUAGCAUAGUGCCUUGCAAAUGGUGGGACUACGACACCGAGAAAGACGGCGAAAGUACCGUCAGCAUGUGGAACUUGGUGUGCAGCCACAGCUGGCUAUACUCCUUUUCUAAGUCCACGCUCGCAGUGGCCCCCAUGCUAUUCGGUCCUAUCGCCGGAAUCGCAGCAGACCGCAUUGGUCGCAGGCCGGUCUUAUCGGCGUGUGCCGUCUCCACGUUGCUCGGCAGCCUGGUGACCGCGUCGUCGUCCUCCGUGGCCGUGUUCAUCCUCUCGCGCCUUGCCACAGGUGCCAUGGGCAGUGCGACCAUGCUGAUGGCCUUGACUGUGCUCUAUGAAGUGACCGGAAAUGAGCACCGGGCUACAUACAUAUUGGCAGCCAGCGGCAUCGCCAUGCUUGAGACGUCUCCGCUGGCGCACGGGCUUUCGACGCUUAAGCCGACGUGGUUGCUCUCACAAUCGCUUUUCGUUACUGUCCCGGCAAUUAUGGCCUCUUGGUGCUGCUACCUGGACGAGUCCCCCGUUUGGCAGAUUGCCACGUCGAGGCUUCGCGCAGCUCAAUUCACCAUACUCCGCGCAGCUCGGUUGAAUGGCAUAGACGCUCACAAGGCCACAGCAACAUUCAAAGCUUUCAAGCAGCAGCUCAUGAAGCGAGAGGCUGGCACCACGUCGGUGAUUGCCGACACCACGAGCAUACUCCGGUCGGCUUCCCUUCACCGGCGCGCAUUGUCUGCACUCGUGACGUGGUUUAGCUUGAGCUUUGCAUUUCGUGUCUCAGGCUUGGGAGCCGCGCUCGAAGAACUGUGGUUGUUGGCAUCGUUUCUACUGAGAGGGUUCAUUUUCAUCACAGCCUUCUAUGGCAUCAAGCAACGAGGCCACCGUGUGACUCUAUCAGGCGUAAUUGCUCUCCUCGGCGCCUCAAGCGCACUGCAGAUGCUACUGUGUCACCCUUCCUUGGGUGUCGCACUUCCUCUGCCGCGUAUAAUGAUGUGCAGCGCGUCGGCGAUUGCCAUAUGGCUGAAUUACGCGUGUACCGCGGAGGUGUUCCCCACUAAGAUUCGAUCCGUGGGACUAUGCCUAUCGUACUCGGUCGGCCGGCUUGGCGUCAUUCUGGCUGCAUACAUCCAAGGAUCCUUGCACGAACAACAGCUGUUGGUUGUUGCGGCCAUCACGACUGCGCUGGCAUUUGCCAGCGCAUUAUCGGUCCAGUGUCUUCCCGAAGUAUUUGUCGAGCAGAAGCCCGCCGAAGACCACGCAGUUCUGAGUGAAAGCCAGCGCAUGGAAGCACUCACCAGGAGUCGGAGAAGCCACUCAAAUCAGCCAAGCCGCGCAAUCAACGCAAGAGAAAAGCAAGCUCGAAACGCGGUAACCUGACCGAAACUUCAGCGGCAGCAUCCACAUCCGUCGCCUGUACCCUAAAUGAAGGUGCUGGCUCUCCUGAGCGAAUCUCACCGACGCCGAUGUUCAAAUCGCCAUCGCAACAACUCUAGUGCAUCUGAUACAUGUGGGCUGAUUAAGGAACACGUAAUUUCUCUUGUUAUUUUCGCGUACUCUAAGGCUAACUUAUCUUUAGCUAAACUGAAUUAGCAGUCUUUCGUUUUUGCUUCAUUCUGAUACAUACUGCUGUAUUUCUUUUGCCUACGCAAGUUUUUCACCUUUGGUUUCUUCUUCUCAGUGCGUGGGAAUCAUGAACUAGAAUUUGCAUAAGUCAUAUUUGCUAGCGCAACUCAUCCUUCAAUCCACAUAAAAGCGUAUGGCGCAUUCAAUAGACACUAGGAUACUUUUAAAUACAGUGUCGUUUUGAAUGUGUUGAUUUGAUUCUCUGCUGCAAUAUGACUCAUUUAUUCUACGCGAUCCAAAUUUAACGUGCUCAGGUUAUUUUACUUCAUCAGUGAUGUCAACAUCGAAAGUGCAAGGGAUCAGAGCGGGGCCUCUGUGGAACUUUCUAUACUGUUUAAAAAAUGUAACAGGUGCAGUCACCAAGUUUUACUUCCCAUUACUACUUCAUUGCCGUCUGAACAAUAGCUUAGAUAAUUCAGAAUUAGUAAGUUAUACAUUUGCUAAGCAUUUACAAGGUUUUACAGUCCAGUAAGCAAAAGGUUCUUCUUCGGCCAAAACGCUUUGUUUUCUGGCAGUCUUAAUGCAAUUGUUUGAUAAAAUAUAGUCCUUAUCAAUAUGGUGUGUGAAUAGUCAUGCAUUGUGUUGUGGCCCACUUGUGUGCAGACUGUACCUUCUAGAAAUAAAGCUCCAUGAAUUUGUUGAUGUGCUCAAAGGCAUAAGUUCCCACCACUGUAACCUUAGCUACUCAAGACUAUGGGUAUACGGGGUGACCAUUUUUCACUUAUCCGGAGUUGUCUGCAAUCGCCUGUAG